AUGGGGCGCCUUGAGGGCUUCCUGAGGAAGCUUGAGGUACCGUACGAAGGCGGCACGAUCCCAAAUCGCUGGAUCAACAAUGACAUCAAGCCCAUCGAGAAGGGCCGGCGAACAUGGACGUUUUGGACCUUUCACAACCUCUGGGUGUUGACCAACACAAAUAUCUCGACUUACAUGACCGGAAGCUCGCUGAUUGCACUAGGGUUGAACUGGUGGCAGGCCAUCAUUGCCAUAAUUUUCGGGGCAGUCCUGUCGACCGUCUUUAUAGUGUUGAACAGCAUGCCGGGCGCUUUCUAUCACCUCGGAUUCCCGAUUGCCAAUCGCUACGUUUGGGGCAUGUAUGGCAGCUCCUUCGUCAUCUACAACCGAAUCCUCUUGUCGCUGGUGUGGUAUGCCGUGCAAGCCUGGAUCGGCGGGCAAUGUGUCUACGUCUGCCUGGAGGCCAUAUGGCCCAAUCUCGAACAACGCAUCCCCAACCACCUUCACGCCACGGGACUGACGUCUGCAUCGUUUCUGACCUACUGGAUCUUCUGCCUCAUAUCUCUGCCCCUGAUCUGGAUCCGGCCGCAUAAAUUGAAGGUGUUUUUCUACGUUGCCGUGGCGUCCAUCUUCACCUUUGAGAUUGUGCUCUUGAUCUGGGCUCUGGCGACCAUGGAUGGUUUUGGCGACACAAUCACCGGCCACCCGCAAACUCAAGACACUUCGAUCGGCUGGGCGGUCUUAUACGGCAUCAUCAGUGCCAUCGGAGGGAUCGCGGCGGGGAUCCUGAACCAGAACGAUUACGCGCGCUUCGCUCGUCGGCCCAGGGAUGCCAUUUGGGGCCAGAUUGCCAGCGCCGCGACGUACUCGAUCAUCAGCUCCGUCGUGGGGAUUCUUGUCACGGCGGCCACGCAAAGGCGAUACGGCGCUGCGCUGUGGAGUCUUCCGGAUUUGCUGAUUGCCAUGAUGCACGCGGGGGGUUCCAGGUCUCGAGCCGCGGGCUUCUUCGGCGGCGCUGCGCUCGUCAUCUCGCAAUGGGGGAUCAAUGUGCCCGGGAACGCACUGUCCGGUGGGUUCGACUUCGCCGCGACUUUUCCCCGGUACAUCAACAUUCGCAGAGGAGCAUAUAUUACCGCGGUGCUCUCCAUGGCGGUCAACCCGUGGCAAUUGCUCGCCACGGCCUCGACGUUUCUGGCCGUUUUGUCGAGCUAUGGCGUCUUCCUGGGUCCGAUGAUCGGGCUCAUGAUCUCGUCGUACUACAUUGUGCAUCGUGAAAAGAUCAAGGUGGAUGAUCUUUUCCGAGGGGACAGGACCAGCAUCUACUGGUACACCUAUGGGAUCAAUUGGCGAGCGCCAGUAGCGUGGGCAUGCGGCGUCUUCCCCUCGAUGCCGGGCUUUAUUUCAAACGUCAACAAUAGCGUGCAUGUGUCCUUGGGCUGGACGCACCUGUACUACAUUUCCUUCCUGGUGGGCUUUUCCAUCGCGGCCGUGGUUUUUGUCCUGUUGCAUCAUUUCUUCCCCGCGCCCAGCGUCAAGGACUUUGUGGUCAGUCCUGCGUCUAGCAAGGAGGUCAUGGCUGAGUACCAGGCCAAAUGGGACGCCAUUGCGGAAGAGGGGGCUGGCGAUGGUGUGGGUGGUGUACGGGAAGAACGGCAGAGGGUGCUGCCCAAGGACGUGCAGGACGUGGAGGGGUUUCCGAAGGACAUUUGA
Molecule: messenger RNA, 1689 nt
Organism: Fonsecaea multimorphosa CBS 102226
Lineage: Eukaryota; Fungi; Ascomycota; Eurotiomycetes; Chaetothyriales; Herpotrichiellaceae
Exons: 4
Coding region: 1-1689 (562 amino acids)
Biological process (GO): nucleobase transport; transmembrane transport
Cellular component (GO): plasma membrane
Molecular function (GO): nucleobase transmembrane transporter activity
Source: RefSeq, a predicted model, not a curated record